Messenger RNA from Adineta steineri, 723 nucleotides. Lineage: Eukaryota; Metazoa; Rotifera; Eurotatoria; Adinetida; Adinetidae. The record is from the annotation of a GenBank genome assembly.
CAAAUGCUUGUAUUUGCUUCAAUUAAUCGAUUCUUUUUUAGUUAUUACAGAAAUAAACGUCAAAAGAAUCGUUAUCGAUUUAGUAUAAUUUUUUAUCAUUUUCCUCAUGUUCAUAAAUUAUGUUUUAUAUCAUCUGUACUAUGUGCAUUAAUAUCAAUUCAUCAUAUUUUAAAUUUUACAAUCCUGUCGGCUUCUGAAGGUUGUAUUCCACGUAAUAAAAUUCUUUGGGUUGUAUGGAUAUCAGUUAUUCAUUGUUUUCUUCUACCAUUAUUUAUGAUUAUAUUUGGAAUAUUAACAUUAAAUAAUCUUCGACACUCAUCUAUUUUUUGUAUUUGUUUUAAACGAUAUAAGGAACAUGCAAAAAAAGAUCGUUUUACACAAAUGUGUUCACAUUGUAUACGUUGUAGAAAUUCUGUUCAACAAAAAAUCGAUAAACAAUUAACGUCGAUGAUUAUAAGUGAAAUUAUUGUUAAUGUAUUUACUUUAUUACCAUAUGGUACAUAUACAUUAUAUCAUUUUCUAUACGAAAUACAAGUUGGAAAAAGUAAAAAUCAUUCAUAUAAAACUGAAUGGAUAUCAUUUUUUAUUCGAAUGAGUAUGUAUUUUGAAGCUAGUUGUGGUUUUUAUAUUUAUUUAAUAACAUUAACAACAUUAAGAAAACGUUUUUGUAAAAUAUUUACUAAAAAAUUAACUUUAAUAUUAACCUAUUUUUGCUAUAAAUAA